Molecule: messenger RNA, 4842 nt
Organism: Colossoma macropomum (tambaqui)
Lineage: Eukaryota; Metazoa; Chordata; Actinopteri; Characiformes; Serrasalmidae
Gene: fancd2
Product: FA complementation group D2
Exons: 44
Coding region: 137-4459 (1440 amino acids)
Biological process (GO): homologous chromosome pairing at meiosis; interstrand cross-link repair; double-strand break repair involved in meiotic recombination
Cellular component (GO): nucleus; condensed chromosome
Molecular function (GO): DNA polymerase binding
Source: RefSeq, a predicted model, not a curated record
AACAUUGGCGCGGGAAUCUGUCUUGAAACUGAAGCCUGGACUUUUGAGGGAGCUCGAAACAAAGUGAAACGGCCAAAGAGACCUAGCGAACAGGUAGCUGGAAAGAGUGUGAACAGCAAACUAACGUUAGUGGAGCAUGAUGCGCAAGAAGAAAAGAUCAUCUGUUUCUGUGGAUGAGGGACCAGCCUUAGAUGCGCCCAAAUCCAAGAAAAGCAAGUCCAGUGGGAGGCCCAGCAAAGCAGCAGUUCCUGAUCAGGUUCCUGAUUCUGUUUUUGUUCACAUGCUUCGAGAAUCGGGAGUCACCUUGAGAUUAGGCAACAUGUCUAAUGAGAUUGCUGUGGAUCAAGUCGUGUUUCAGAAGAGACUACAGCAGCAUUUACGAAAGGAUCCCAGAUAUCCCAGUAUAAUUCAGGAGUUUAUAUCUGGUUUCGAGACUCACAUUGAAGACCCAGAGAAAUUAAGGAACUGCCUGCUUCCCUGUGUGCCCCGUUCUGCAGGCGAGGGAAAUGCCAGUUCAAGCUCGUUUCAGGAGAGCCUGGUGCGUCUGCUUCUAGGUGUAGAGAUGCUUCAGACGACGAUUAUAAACACUUUGUUUGAGAAGCUUCCAGAGUUCAUGUUUGAGGGAGUUGGAGAGGAUGGCCUCAAUAUUCCACGUGUCAUUAUAAACCAGUUAAAGUGGCUUGAUCGAGUCGUGGAUUGCAAAGAUUUGGCCAAUAAGCUGAUGCAGCUGGUGUCUGUGGCUCCCAUUGAGAUCCAGCGGGACAUUAUUACCAGCUUGCCUGAAAUACUGGAGGACUCGCAGCAUGGAGACAUGGCCAGAGAACUCAAUGCUCUUCUCCAGGAGAACACCCAGCUCACUGUCCCCAUCUUGGAUGCACUGUCUAGCCUUAACCUCAGCACAGCUUUACUAGCUGAGGUGCGUGGAGCAGUCAUGUCCACUAUCUCUGCAGUGCAACUGGAGGAUCUUCCUAUUGUAGUGAAGUUCAUCUUGCACUCCAUCUCUACUUCAGAUGCCAACGAGGUGGUGUCUGACCUACGUAAAAAGCUGGAGCUGGAGCAAUGUGUGUUGUUCUCUAUGCUGCAGGCCUCUCAAAGUUCAGAGAAGAAUAAGAAGAACACAGCUGUCCCAUCAUGCAGCAGUAAAGACAGUGUAGCUCUAGUGCUGGAGGUAAUAAAGUCAGCUGUGCGAUUUCAGAAGACCAUCUCUGAGGCAUGGCUUAAGGCAAUAGAGAAUGUCACUGAGCUUGAAGACCACAAGGUGGUUGAUAUGUUGGUGUUGCUCAUCCUCCACUCCACUAAUGCUAAUCAGAGCCGACGUGGGGCAGAGAGGGUGCUGAAGGCUAAAGUCCGUGCUGGCCUCAUUCAGGAAUCACUGCUGAAUAAGACCUUCAAGGGUUAUGCUCAGGUGAUGCGUGGCUAUUUCCCCUCCAUCCUGGCAUUGGCUCAGGGGCUGUUGCGCUCUCCAGACUGCUGUGUGGUACCUUUUGGAGGACACAUGUAUAAACAGGCCUUCACUGCCUUCGACUCUUACUGCCAGCAGGAAGUGGUGGGCUCUCUGGUCACACAUGUGUGCAGUGGUGUGAGUGGGGAGGUGGAUGUGGCACUGGAGCUGCUGUGUGAGUUGGUGUCCCAGAAGCCCACAGAGAUGUCUCAGUAUGCAGUGUUUGUCAAGGGUAUUCUGGACUACAUGGAGAACCUGAGUCCUCAGCAGAUUCGCAGACUCUUCCACCUGCUAAGCUCUCUGGCUUUCGGGCACGACCAACAUGGCAGCCAUAUUCAGGAUGACAUGCACAUAGUGAUCCGAAAGCAGUUAUCCAGCACAGUGCCUAAGUACAAGCGUAUUGGCAUCAUUGGUGCUGUUAUGAUGGUGGGGAGUAUGGGGGCACGAAGGAGCAAAGCAGACUCUCAGGGAGGCACAUUGCACAAAGAAACACACCGACAGGUGACGACUCUGCUGGAGCUGGUGCGUUCAUGCAGCGAGGGCUCAGCUGAGGCUGCUGCUCUUUAUUAUGAUGAGCUGGCCAACCUGCUCCAGACCUGCAAACUGGACCCACUGGUGCAGGUGUGGAUUGGAAAGAGUGUGUUGGAGGAUUUCCAGGAGGAUUUUGUAGUGGACCUCGGACCAGAGAUAGCAGGUUCAUUUCCGUUCCCCGCCUCAGUGAUGUAUAAUCUGGAUGAGGAUGAGAGUCAAGGAGGAAUUGCCGUCAAUCUGCUGCCUCUGAUGUCCCAGGAUGUGCCCCACAGAGCAGACAGUCGCAUCUUUGCCAGCCAGAGGAACAGCAGGCAUGUGUCACCUCUGUGCCUGUCAUCGUUCUUUCGGCUCCUGAGGCUUUGUGAGGAAGAGCAGCACCAAGGUGAUCUGGAGGAGAUUGAUGCUCUGCUUGGCUGCCCACUGAUUCUGACAGACAUGGAAGUGGUGGAGAAGGUGGAGAGUCUGUCUAAAGCAGAGCGAGAGUUCUUCUGUUCUUUGCUCUUCUACACCAUCAACUGGUUCAGAGAGGUGGUGAAUGCAUUUUGCAGACAGAAGGACCCUGAGAUGAAGAUGAAAGUUGUAACCCGUCUUCAGAACAUCACAUACCUGCAGACACUACUGGAGACAUGCUUGGCAGCCAGCCCUGGCUACACUCCUCCUUUGGCUAACUUUGAUUGUGAGAGUGCAGAAGUUUUGCCCCCCUCCUCCUCCACUGCUUCUGCAAAGAAAGGAAAGAAAGAGUUGACUGGGAAAAAGAGGAAAGCCUCGGCCAGUAAAAACUCUUCAGCAGACAGCACUCUGCUGGAGGAGGCUGCAGAGGCGGAUGAGUCUCUACAGGACCAUCCAGAGAAGGAGAAAGAGGCCAAAGUAGGGGUCAGUCUGUCUUUAUACUGGCCGUUCUUCAGGGAACUGGACAUUGAGGUUAUGAAUGUGCUGCAGUGUGGUCUCCUUUCUCGAUCAAUACUGGAUACAGAGCUCCAUAGCAAGGUGAGAGAGGAGGUGCAGCUGGGUCCAUCUGAGCUGGUGUUUCUGCUGGAGGACAUGUGGCGCAAACUGGACUUCAGUUUGACUGCAGCUCCAGCCAAAAAAGCCCCGUUUCUGAAAGUGAAGGCAGACAAGACAGUGGGCUUCUCUCACCUGCAGCAGAAGAGCUCCAAAGAUGUAGCAACCUACUGCAUUCAGCUGCUACCAACGCUGUGCACACACCUGGAGAACUGCCACAACCACUUUCAGACCUUAUUGAGUGAGAAGCAGGGUGUGGUGGAUGCUCUAGGGGUGGAUGUGAAGGAACAGCAUCUCAUGAGCUCAGCCUAUCAGCUCCUCCUGCAGGUCCUGCACACCACCUUCAGCUGGUCGGGCUUCUCCCAGCCGGAACAGCGGGUUCUGUUAAAGAGUGCUCUGAAAGUGCUAGCCAGCCGACUAAAGGAGGAGGGGACAGAUCAAACCCUGGAGCAGCUUAUUAAGCACACUUUUGAGUACCUGCUGAAUUUCCGCAGUACAGUGCCCAGCCUAAACACUGCUCUGUGCCUGACACAGCUCCUCACUGUGCUCAGUCACUAUGGAACAUCCAACUACAGCUUCUACAGAGAGCACACCGCAUCCCUGGCGAGGCAUUUCUUGUGUCAGGAGUGGGUGACCAUGGGUGGAGCAAAGGAACGUGGAAACAAACACAAUGAUGCACUCCACAGUCUCCUCAGUAUUUAUCUAGACCAUGCUGAUGAUGUGCUGAAAGCAGUAGAGGAGAUAACAGGAGAGGGGAUCCCUGAGCUGAUGAAUGCAGCUAAAGAUGCCAGCUCUCGUAGCUGGCCCACACUCAGCAGGCAAACCUUCCUGGUGUAUUAUAAGGUUAUGAUGACAAAGCUGGAAAAGAGUGUGCGCAAGCUGCCCCCUGGAAAACAGACAGACAGCAGAGAGGUUCAGAGUGAGAAACUCCUAACAUGGAACUUAGCUGUGCGGGACUUCCACGUCCUCAUUAACCUGGUCAAGGUGUUUGAUAGCAGACCUGUGCUUAAUGUGUGUUUAAAGUAUGGUCGGCUCUUUCUGGAGUCCUUCCUUAAGCUGGGAAUGCCUCUGCUUGACCACAGCUUUAAAAAACACAAGGAGGAUGUUCAGAGUUUACUGAAGACUUUCCAGCUCAGCACGAGGCAGCUCCAUCACAUGUGUGGCCACUCGAAGAUCCAGCAAGACACAGCACUCACUAACCAUGUGCCAGCACUCAAGAAGAGUUUGGAGCAGUUUGUAUAUCGUGUGAAGGCCAUGCUCACUCUUAACCAGUGCCAGGAAGCCUUCUGGCUGGGCAAUCUGAAGAACAGGGAUCUGAGGGGUGAAGAGAUUCUUUCACAACGGUCACAAGAAAGUGAAGAAGAGGAUGAAGAGUCUUCUCAGCUGCCAGAGGGGCAGAAUCAGGAGGAGGAAAGCGAUGCUGAGGUAAAGGAAAAUGGCCACCAUGAUGAAGAGGAAGAGGAGGACUCUGAGGUGUCAGACUGAUUGAGCAGGGAAUUACAACCAUUUUAUCUUUUUCUUUACAACCAGUCAGCACAAGCACAUUCACAGUACUUAGCAUGCUAUCCCAUUUUUAUCAUUUUCAGCUUGGUAAACUGCUAGUUAAAGAUUGCAAGACAUUUAAGUAAAAGAUAAACGUGGUCAACAACGCUGAAACAGCUGGUGAGAGGAAAGCAGUCUCUUUUGUGUUUGAGAAUUUAUGUAUAAUCUUGUUUGUUGUUUAUUCUUUGUACUUGAAAUAUCAUCACUUAUAUUAAGACUAUAAAUUAAAUUCCCAAAUCAGAAUGUUUUUUUGUGCUGUGUAAUUACUGUAAUAAUUUAUCACAGUGAUGAGAUGCCAGAGGUGUGCAAAAUACAGUACAAUACAA